AUGCCGUGCGCCGCCUGGAGAAGGCUGCGGACAGAGCCUGAAUGGGAGCAGGACAGAGCCCCUGCUGCAGGACCAGCUUCAAACCCGGCUGUUUCAGGUGCUCGCAGAGGCAGCCUUGCCGGGAGGGAUGCCCUCCCAGGGACACCGUCGAGGCAGCGGCUAAGCACUGCAGGCAGGCAGAGGUCCAGGCCGAGCCGCUUUCCUGCCCUGACCGCGCGCCUGCCUUGGCUGCCGUGUAUUCCCCUGCGUUUCAGCUCCAUUGGGAUGCUGGUUUUCCUUCUGCCGGGGAUGCUCCCUGUGCCUCCGGGAUGCGCCUGCCCGGCCCGGGGCAGGUGGCCUCGGCGGGAGCGCUAUGCCUCCGCCAGCACCAUGGACAGCGCCGGCAGCGGACUCGGUCCCGCCCGGCUCCCGCCCGGCCCCGCCGCUCCUUUGUUCCGCCGCCGCCGAGGCUCCGAGGAACAAAGGCUUCCGCCGGCGGGGGGGACCUGGCCUCUCCCCUCCCCGCCCCCUCCCGACGUCUCCUCCACCGGACUCGCGUCCCCGGUGCCCCGGCCGCGCAUGCACAUGCCCCCCGCGCCGGUUGCGCUGCCACCGCUGUCCGCCGCGCCUCCCUUCCCCGCACACCCGGCUCCGCGAUCGUAUGCCGCAGCCUUGCGCCUCUCCCUGCCGCCCGGCCCCGCGCACGGAGCCCGCGCCGCCGCUCCGCUGCCCCUCCGGUACCGCUCUGUGCCGCGUUCCCGCGCCGCUCCGCUCUGUCUUCUCCCGGUGCAGCUACCGCACGCCCCUCUCCGCGCAUCCACGCUUCCCCUCCGCACAUGGCUCUGCUGCAGUGCCCCCUCCUCCCCCCAAUCACCCCCCCCAGCGCACCAACGCCGCGUGUGGCUCUUCGGUGCGGCGGCACAGACGCUGCUCCGCUGCCCCCCGCGCGCCGCUCCACUGCCCCGGAGCCCGCAUUCCUCGGCUUCCAGAGAAGCCCCGCAAGAGGAGGAGCCAUUACCGAGCGGGCACUCCUAG
Cuculus canorus (common cuckoo) is the source of this 1014-nucleotide messenger RNA. RefSeq lists its product as uncharacterized. The transcript has a single exon. The record is from RefSeq and is a predicted model, not a curated record. Bases 1 to 1014 code for a protein of 337 amino acids. Lineage: Eukaryota; Metazoa; Chordata; Aves; Cuculiformes; Cuculidae.